AUUGGUGGAGAUGCUGAUCAACUUCGAACAAAGUCUUUUCUGGUUCGAUAAUUACAUGUCUACAUAGGUGUGCUGCUAGUUUACAUAGCUGACAUGCAACGCAGUAGAGCAACGGAUAAAAGAAGUGCUUUAAAAAUGGGACUAUUGGCUGACAGAUGAUCCUGGUCGACCUCUGACCCGUCUCUACAGGUAAAAUCUUCUAAAAUGCCCUACCUGGAGAAGAAAUGCAGAAAAGUGAAUAAAACCUUGCCAAAUUCAAGAGAUAACAAUGAAAAAGAACUGCAUGCUCUCAGAAGGCUUGUCUCUCUGCUCAGCGCACCCACAUGCAAACCAAAGGUCACUCCACUGAGCCACUCUCGAGGGGGCAAGACAGACACCCACUCUCUACAGCACGCUGCAGACAAGGCCGCAAAAUUAGCAAAGGCCGAAGCCACUGAGCUAGAGAGUUUCAGUGUGACCUACAAAGACCAAAGAGACUUCAGCAGUCAUCCCCAUCACAGGGCCUUCCAAUCCAUUCUCAAGGCUUUGAUCACAAACAGGCUCAACUGCAGAGAAUGGCUUGACCACACGUCCCCCGACAAUGUUCUGAGGGUCCUCAUCUGUUUGCGCUUGCUGAUCAGGGAACCCCAGUAUCAGAGAGUUUUCCAUGAACUUCAAGGAACUUGGCACCUUUCACAGUAUAUGGAAAGCAUAUCGGACCGUUAUUUCGAUGCCGCAGAGCAAACCCUGGCAGUAGAACAUCUCGUCGCAAUGACAUAUGUGUUACAGAAAAUUGCUGCAAAAGAGGACCAGAGAAAUUGGGUCACUGAAUGUGGAGCGCACACGAUUCUGGUGAAGCUUCUGGCCGCCAAGGAUAGCAGUGUCUUACUAGGAGCUCUCCUCGCACUGACCUCAUUGGCUGAGAGCCCGCAAUGCAGGGAGAAGAUCGGGGAGCUUUGCAUUGUUGAAAAUCUGCUCGUCAUCUUACAGGAAUAUGACUUGCUUUCCAAAAGGAUGUGUGCUGAGUUGCUGAGGUUGCUGUGCCCCGUGCGGCAGGUCCGGGAUCAGUUGAAGGCCUGCGAGGGAGUCCCCGUCCUGCUCAGCCUGCUCCAUGCCGAACACCACAAGCUGCUCUGGAGCCUGCUGUGGGUGCUGGUGCAGCUGUGCCAGGACCCCGACGCCAGCGCUGAGAUCCGGGCCUGGGGAGGCGUGAAGCAGCUUCUUCGCAUCCUGUAUAUCGAGCGUGCGUAUGUGUCCGACCGUGCCACCAUGGAGACGCUGUCCAGUGCCAACGCGGCGGGGCGGCUCCAGAGGCAGCACGUAUCAGAAGAGCUGAGCCCUCAGGAGGCCGCCGACAACAUCAUGACACUGCAGGCCGCCUGUUGUGCCGCUGUAACUGAACUGGUCUUAGAUGAUGCAACAGCUCGUCAUGUCAUUCAGGAGAAUGGCAUCUACAUCAUAGCAAAGCUAAUUCUGCUGCAAGUUGGACCCCAGGCGUCAUCUUUACAGUGUUAUGCAUUUAGGACACUUCGCUUUCUCUUCAGCAUGGAGCGAAACAGGCCUCUUUUUAAGAAACUGUUUCCUGUAGACCUCUUUGAGAUGUUCAUCGACAUUGGGCAUUAUGUGCGCGACAUUGCUGUCUACGGAGCACUACAGGAAAAAGUUUUCAACUUCACCAGCGAGGAGCUGGCCGAAUUGAAGGAAAGCAUCGAGACGACGAACCAGAACCGGCCUCCACUCAAAGUGAUCAAUGGCUACGCCAUUCUGGACCAUCUGGGCAGUGGGGCCUUUGGCAGUGUUUUCAAGGUCCGGAAACAAUACGGCCAGAACCUUCUGGCUCUGAAGGAGGUGAACCUCCACAACCCGGCAUUUGGCAAAGACAAGAGGGCCCGAGACAGCAAUGUGGAGAAGAUCGUCUCAGAGCUCACUAUCAUCAAGGAGCAGAUGACCCACCCAAACAUUGUGAAGUACCUGAAGACAUUUCUAGAAGGUGACAGGCUGUACAUUGUUAUGGAACUGAUAGAGGGAGUUCCUCUCUCUGACCACUUCACCUCUCUGAAAGAGAAGCAACAGCGCUUCACUGAAGACAGGGUCUGGAACAUCUUCAUACAGUUAUGCUUGGCAUUGAGAUAUUUGCACAAGGAGAAGAGGAUUGUCCAUAGAGAUCUCUCGCCAAACAACAUCAUGCUCGGAGAGAAGGACAAAGUCACUAUCACUGACUUUGGACUUGCGAAGCAGAAGGAGGAGAACAGUAAGCUGAUGUCAGUGGUGGGCACCAUCCUCUACUCCUGCCCAGAGAUCGUGAAGAGUGAGCCAUAUGGGGAGAAGGCUGAUGUGUGGGCACUGGGCUGCAUCCUCUACCACAUGGCCACGCUGCACCCCCCCUUCUACAGCUCCAACAUGCUCUCCCUCGCCACCAAGAUUGUGGAAGCGGUCUAUGAACCAAUAGAGGGUGUCUAUUCUGACAGAAUCAAAGACCUCAUCAAAUGGUGCCUAACCCCCAACCCAGACAGCAGGCCUGAUAUUGUGGAGGUGAGCGCCAGGAUCUCAGACGUGAUGAUGCGCUACAUGGACAGCCUGUGUGUCAGCCACCAGGCCCUGGAGCGUCGGGCGGAGCGGGACAGGAAGAGGGCACAGAGAUACUUCCUGGAGAGCAACCAGGCCAAGCUCGGCCUGCAGAGGGCUGCUCUCAACUCCCAGGGAAACCCCUACAGGGAGAAUGAUGGAGCCUUCUCAGAGAUGGAGCCUGGGACCCAUCACCCCUCUUCUCCACACAGUGCCCAGCAUGACAAGGCGAGGGACGAGCAGGAUAAUGAUUUUGAGGAAGAGCUAAGCACACCCCGCAGCUCCAGCGCUCCUGGCACGGAGCCUUCCAAGCGCCUGGGGGCUGGCAAGUGUAGUGUUGUUAGCAGCAGUCUGUCAGAGCGUGCGUCUGCCUGUGGAGAUUUUGCUCUUCUACAACCUAAGGCCCGUCCAGCCACAGCAGGAAUCUUUGUAUCCCAGAGGAAGCUUCGGGAAAUAGAGGACCCUGUCCAAAGGCUGUUUGGACUGCUGCACAAAAUUAUAUACAUUUGCCAACUUCCUCCAGUUGCCCACUACAACUACAGAAGAAGAACAAUCGAAAAGUUCAAGAAGUCAUUAUUCCACCAAGGGAGCAAUCCACAUGGCCUGAAAGAGGAGCUUAACAAGGUUCUCAAGGGGAGCACAGACCUGGUCGAGGCGGUGGGCUCCACUAGAGACUGGUUUAAAAUGGUCCAGUCUUUUGGAGGAGAACCUUUUAGCACAGAAACAAGAGGUGAGAUUGUUUAUGCAAAUCUUCAGGAUGGUGUCACAUAUGAACAUCUACAAACUCUAAUAGAGGAGGAGUUGGAGGAAAAUGGCUACCACAACACAACUCAUUGCAGGAACGGUCAGGAGAUGAGGCGUGGAGACAUGGGAAGCACAACUCCAAGUGCCCAGACAUUCUAUGAGUCUUAGCACCACAAUAAGGCAACAUAACAACUCUUUACUCCAACGCCUUAUUCAUACCCUACGUGUGAGAGGGUUACAGAUACAUGUGGAAUGCUACAUGCUAACCAAUGACAAUACGCAUGAUGAGUGUUAGUACGAACGAACAGAAUUACAGUACAGUGCGUAUGCAGUUUACCAAGGGUGGGAUAUGAAGGGACUCUAAAAGGAUGGCCACAUCUAUUGGAGUGACCUCACUCUGCACAAUUAGGAUGUUGUAUUAUCCAGUCUAUGUUUAGAGUACCAGUCUAUGUUUAGAAUGUAAUGUACUAUGGAGUGUGUAUAUGACAUUCUAAUCCUAUUUUUACUUAGACACAUGCACUGUGCAAGUCUUUGAUGUCAACGCUCUGCUCAAUAGGACAUACCAUAUGUCAUGAACCUCUGCUGUACAUGUGUGUAAUUGUUAGACAUAAUAUGCAGCAACUUCAGGGAGGGGAGAGCUACCACGGACAAAUGUUUUGUUUCUGCAGGAAUGUUUUUCUUUAAUUUUGUGCUGUUCUUUUAUUUGACUUCCAAAUGAAUAAGGAGUCCUUUCCCAGUAAAGCUAUUUUAAUCCCAAUUACACAACGUGAACGGGAAUCAGCACAUUUAUUUCUAGGCAUGUUGAACAUUUUAUAAAUUCCUCAACCUACACUCAGAAGUCUCAAGAGGUUUUAUAGAGGAAGCUCAUUUCCUACUGUGAGUUUGAUUAUGCUCAUUUACUUUCAGAGCCCAGUCAACUGUUAAAUGUGUAUAUUGUAUACUGUGUAUUUGCUAUGUAGUGUCUCUGGUGCUGUUGUUGGUUUUCAGUCUCAGGAUGACUCUUGCACUUCUGCUGUUAAUGGUUUGAUAUUCUGAUAUCUGUAAAUCUGUUUAAUGAGUUUUGACGUAUCACUCAAAGCACUUUAAAUGACAUUGAUCAUGUAUAAUUAAACUGUACAAAAAGUAA
This is a messenger RNA of Engraulis encrasicolus (European anchovy), 4414 nucleotides long. RefSeq names its product NIMA-related kinase 10 (gene nek10). Gene Ontology annotation, molecular function: protein serine/threonine kinase activity; ATP binding. NCBI's taxonomy places the organism in Eukaryota, Metazoa, Chordata, Actinopteri, Clupeiformes, Engraulidae. Gene Ontology annotation, biological process: positive regulation of MAP kinase activity; regulation of cell cycle G2/M phase transition; protein phosphorylation. The transcript is spliced from 36 exons. Bases 205 to 3456 code for a protein of 1083 amino acids. The record is from RefSeq and is a predicted model, not a curated record.